Messenger RNA from Penicillium paradoxum, 2193 nucleotides. Its product is annotated as putative C6 finger domain protein. The transcript has a single exon. The record is from RefSeq and is a predicted model, not a curated record. Lineage: Eukaryota; Fungi; Ascomycota; Eurotiomycetes; Eurotiales; Aspergillaceae. Bases 1 to 2193 code for a protein of 730 amino acids.
AUGGCAUACACUGAGGAAAGACUCCUGCAAGCCAAGCGGCUUUUUGACCGCAGCAGGAAUCAGUUCUCCAUGCGCCCGCAUUUGGCUGGCCCUUAUCACCUGCGAGAGCGUGCAUCCAAACGUGCCGUUGUUCUUGGGUCAUGGUAUGACAACGACGAAGAUGAAGACUAUGAGCCUCCCGGAAAGCGAACACUGAGCAAGCGCAAGGCAUCUAUUUUCCAUGAGGCUGAUCAAGACCCCCGACCCACCAAAAGAUCUCGAAGUCUUUCUCCAGCCCGUCCAUCUGGUUCACGGUUGGACUCAGACACAGAGGGGUAUGCUCCUGAGAUUCCUUCAUCGCCCUCCCAACACAGCGAGCCGGACAGCUGGGAUCGAUACUGGGCUGUCAAUCCUGAGACAAUCAACCAAAACUCAGGUUACAGCCUGCGACGCCGCAACAACGACACAGUUCCAGGCCUACCGCAAGGAAACGAUGCCACCAGUGUCGAGCCGUUGGCAACAGCGCUUCCUGGAGAUGCUCUCCCUGCCGACAAGGGAUUCUCAUUGAGAGAGUGCUCUGCAUGUCAAGACCUCGGCUUGGAAUGCUCGCUUUUGUCAGAUCCUGAUCAGUUCGCCUAUCCUUGCGCAGCCUGUGGACAGGAUGAGCUUUCUUGCGUUGUCAGUCCAGCACCGAAAUGGAAGCAAACAUGCGAGAGUUGCAAGGAUCAACGGAUAGGGAUUUGUUCUUAUCGUUACGCAGAUUACGACCAUACCCUGCCUUGCCAGGUGUGCAUCAAUCACGGAUUUGAUUGUGUUGCCGGACCAGCCAGAACCGCACCUUUCAAACUCGGCGAAUCAAGUCCUACCAAAGUCGACUCUCCACCAACCUCUGGUCUAUCACACAGUACCCCAGAGGCCACCGUUGCUCAGGAUCAAAAGUCAUCUCACCGAAGCAGUCCUUUGGACAUCAACUCUCUUCUCAAUCCCGCAUCUCCAUACGACGUUUUUAGAUCCCCUAGCAUUGAGGACCAAAAGAAACCUCACACAAGCAGUCCUUUGGACAUCAACUUUCUUCUCAAUCCCGCAUCCCCAUAUGAGGCUUUUAGAUCCCCCAGCAUUGAGGAUCAAAAACAAUCACACGCAAGCAGUCCCCAGAAGAGUGGUACUCCAGCAGCAUGUACAUCAACACAUGGCCCUGCAGCGUUCUCCACAGCCGAGAAAUCUGAUCCAAAUAAACCAAGCAAUUUCCCAAAGAUCUCCACCCCAUCUCAUGCUAUCACAGAGUUCUUAAAUGGUCAAGGAGCUCAACCGCUCAACACGACACCAACCAAUGCUCUGCAAGACCCUGGGACACAGAAUGGCAUCAAAGAUCCCUCCGUUGUCAAACAACCUCCUCCAAUUGAUGUGAUCAUAAUAGAUUCGGACGACGACGUUCCGAAUGGCCAGAAUACACCGAUUUACAUAUCCGACUCUCCUCCUGCCGAUUCAACUUCUUUGCCAACCACCGAGAAUCCACAGACCGAGAAAAUAUAUCGCUUGUGGACUCUUCUUGCUCAUCCAGUGGAGUUUCUCGCAAAUGUUCCUCUCGACGGAUCUCGCCCUUGCCAUUGGUGCCAUAACUUUGCAUAUGGUAUCGUUGGGCUCGGUGGUCGUUGCACGGAGAUCUUAGAAUAUGGCGAUGGCACCAUGAUUGAGCUUGGGGAUGGCCAUAUUGACGAGCAGAAAGAGCAAAGCAGGAUGUGCCUCGAAUGCACCUACGAUAGGGUCAAGAUCUUACAAUGCUCUCAUAACAGUCUCGUCCCACUGCCUGCAUCUCUGUCUACACACGACGCAGCACAGCGGGAUGCUGCCUUUGCGAAUCUGAAGCAGGCUGCAGACGUGUUACUUGACCCACUGACUGGGAAAACUGGUUCUUCUUUCCCACUCUCAAGUCACAAGUGGUGCAGCCUGUGUCAAGAGCCUGCAUCCUUCUCUUGCCAAACCCUUCAACCAGUCGAUGUCUACGCCGCGAUUGUGGAUUGUGACGAAGAAACCUAUGGAUGCGGUUUUAUGCUUUGCAAAAACUGCCAUGACCUUACCAACCAUUUCAAGGGAAAUCUCCAUGCUGUUGUUGCAUUCCGUCGCGAUCGUCUUGCACCCCUCCGAGCCGAUGUUGAUUACCUCCUCCCCAAAGCCGAACACAACACCAUCUACAACUUCUACAUGGAGGAUUAA